GACGACCAAGUCAAGCAGCUCUAAUGGUCCUCGGCAAGUUCAUUCGUCACUACCUGGACCGCGAGCCCAUGGUGGUGCUAUCGUGCGCCAUCGGCGCCGUGGGCGUGACUCUCCCGCUGGUCGUAGUGCCCAUUCGUCGAUCCAUGGGCCUUCCCACAGACCAGUACGACGGCCCCAUCAUUCCCGAUUACAUCAAGAAGUCGCGCGGCCACUUGGCAACACCCGAGCCCGUCACGGCGGCAUAAAUUCAAGAGACAAGUUGCACCUGUCAAUACAAACACCAGGAUGUUCGACACACGUGCUUCUCAAAGUUUGGCUGAUGUAGAAUGGCAGGUAAUAUAUUCACGAUGAAAGACCUCGUC
Phytophthora infestans T30-4 is the source of this 362-nucleotide messenger RNA. RefSeq lists its product as uncharacterized. NCBI's taxonomy places the organism in Eukaryota, Oomycota, Peronosporomycetes, Peronosporales, Peronosporaceae. Bases 24 to 245 code for a protein of 73 amino acids. The transcript has a single exon. The record is from RefSeq and is a predicted model, not a curated record.